UCAUUCAUUCACCCAACGCCAUUAAUUUUUCACAAGAUAAAGAUAGAGAGAAAAUGCGCGUGAGCAACAAUCUCGUGGGAAUUCUGAAUUUCGUGACGCUGGUGCUAUCGAUUCCGAUAAUCGCCAGCGGCAUAUGGCUGUCCAAGCAGGCAGGCACAGAGUGCGAGCGCUUCCUCGACACGCCGGUGAUUGUCCUUGGGGUGUUCGUGCUGCUCGUCUCGAUCGCAGGCCUGGUCGGCUCGUGCUGGCGCGUGACGUGGCUGAUGUGGGUGUACCUGCUGGUCAUGUUCCUCCUCAUCCUGCUCAUCUUCUGCUUCACCAUCUUCGCCUUCGUCGUCACCAACAAGGGCGCCGGUCAGGCGCUCUCCGGUAAAGGAUACAAAGAGUAUAGGCUUGGCGAUUACUCGAAUUGGCUGCGGAAGAGGGUGACUGGUAAUUGGGGUAAGAUUAGGAGCUGUUUGAUGGAUAGUAAGGUUUGCCACACGCUGCUUGUAGAUGCCACUACUCCAGCCACGGACUUCUACGAGGAGCGUAUCUCUUCGAUUCAGUCAGGUUGCUGCAAGCCAUCAAACGACUGCAACUUCCAAUAUGUGAGCCCAACAAACUGGACUCCGAGUGCAACACCGACAUCCCAGAAUCCAGACUGCGCAAAAUGGAGCAACGAUGUGAACAAACUGUGCUAUGACUGUGACUCGUGCAAGGCCGGGCUGCUGGAUAACAUAAAGAGUGACUGGAAGAGGGUGGCUGAGAUCAACAUCGUGUUCCUGGUGUUCCUCGUGAUCGUCUACACGGUGGGAUGUUGUGCCUUCAGGAACAACAGGGAUGGCCAUUCUUGGAAAUGAUACCCUUGAUUAGUAGAAAGAAGGGUGCAACUUCUUGCUUCUUGUUGAUUUUCUUAGGUGUGUACAGUGCUUUUUUCUUUCUUUGGGUUUAUAAUACACCCAUUUUUAGACCAUUUUAUGUUGCUCUUUACAUAUUGCUUUCUGAGUUCAAUGUGCACAUUUCAUUCUAUAUAACUCUAGUUUUAUGCA
Messenger RNA from Salvia hispanica, 1031 nucleotides. RefSeq names its product tetraspanin-8-like. Gene Ontology annotation, cellular component: membrane. The record is from RefSeq and is a predicted model, not a curated record. Gene Ontology annotation, biological process: auxin-activated signaling pathway. NCBI's taxonomy places the organism in Eukaryota, Viridiplantae, Streptophyta, Magnoliopsida, Lamiales, Lamiaceae.